UCUUUUUCUUUUUUGAGAAUUCAGAGUGUUGUCUGUUUUUUAGGGGUAAAGCUAGAUUUUACUGCUCAAAAACCUUGACAACACAGUGCGUGACCCGCCGGAUCGAGCUCGUAUUUUAUUCUUGGCCUUGGCCUUGGCCUCAUCCUCCCUCCGGCAAGGCCGCAAGGGCCCAAGGGCGUCGACGACAAAGCUGAAGCCAUGGGUAGAAAUGCAGCGCUGAUCCCGCGGGUCGGGAACCAACCGACCGAGCUUGGCCUUGGGUGGACGAAAAACGACUCGCUCAAGAGCCAUGCGUAUGGUCGCCGAGUGUCUGUCUUGGAACAAAAAACGAGCUGCACAAACUGACAAGGGUGAGGACAAAGCUAGCCAUGAGGUCGUCCAGCCCCAGCCGGAGACACAAACCGACAGGUCAACGUCCACGCCCUCCACAGUAUUGAAACAUAUAUCAUCUCCCUCACUGACGCAGGCAGCAGCAUGAGCUGACUUGAGAAUAAUGUCUGGACUUUGGAUGAGAUGAUCCAACAAACCACGCCACGCACAACAACCCAGAUCCAGCAGAAUCCAAUCCCCUCCCUCAUGCUCUUCAUUCUGUUCUGGAUGGUCCAGUGUCGUCGUCCUCUGCUCGGCCUCGGCGGAUAGCCAACAGAUCCAUCAGGUACACUCCAAUCCCCUCCCUCAUGCUCUUCAAUCCUCUUCUGUUCGCACCACAUAAAUGUCUAAUUGCUCCUAUUUGCUUGCAUCUUGGCUUCUGCUUCUGUCUGCAGUGAGUAGGGUAAACGCAGCAGCAAAUUAGCUAGGUUCCUCUCGUCCUUUUACUCGGAGCGAGGAUCAUAUCAUCAUAUCAACUUCAGUGUAGAAAUAUUGCCUCCGAUCAUCUGCGAGUCUGCGUGAUCCUGUGCUUUCAGACGCAGCAGAAAUCGUUUUGAGGCAUGGCCGAGCACGCGGUUGCCGCCGUGCUGCAGAGGGCAGGCGCCACGGUGAUCCAAGAAGUCGCUUCUCUGGGCCAGGUUCCUGCCAAGGUGGAGGCCCUCAAGUCCGAGCUCAAGCGCAUGCAGUGCUUCCUCAGGGACGCCGACGCGAGGAUGGAGAGGGGCGAGAACGAGAUGCUCAGCCAACUGGUGUCGGAGGUCAGGGACGUCGCCUACAGCGUCGAGAUCAUCAUCGACACGGCCAACAUCUUGGCCAGGGAGACCAGCAGACCGCCGUCCCUCCUCGGCGCCAUAUCCAAGGGCGCCUGUUACCCCGUCCACUGCAAGCGUCUGUACAGCAUUGGGAAAAGAAUCGAUCAGGUGACAGCGAGAGUUGGGGCAAUCUUCAGAGAGUUCGCGAAAUACAGCAUUUCUUCUAGUACUGGCCUGAAUGAGACGAGACACAGUAUGGAUGAGAACGAGAGUAUGCGCGCAAGAAGACUGACGCUCCCAGAUUUUGGGGACGACGUCGAUGUCAUUGGCUUUGACAGCGAAAUCAACCAGGUCAAGGAUGAACUGCUUGACUCGGAGAACAAGGACCUCACUGUCAUCUCCCUUGUUGGUCCAGGGGGGGCAGGGAAAUCAACCAUUGCCAGGAAGGUCUAUAAUCUUGUCGCCAAAAAGCAUUUCAACUCCUGCGCAUGGAUAUGCAUCUCACAGCAAUUUACAGUCUAUGGUGCACUGAAGGAUAUCGUUAAAGGGGCCAUGGGGAGUCAAGACUUCGAAGAACUAGGAACAAUGAGCGAGAUGGAAAUUAUAAAGAAGAUCCACAGUUUUCUCAAGGAUAAAAGGUACCUGGUAGUCUUAGAUGAUGUCUGGAGAAUCGAAGACUGGGAUAUGGUCCAAGCUGCCUUUCCUGAUGUGAAAAAUGGAAGCAGAAUUGCUCUGACAACUCGCAACUCAGCAGUUUCCAAUCACCCCAAUGCAAGAAAAAUAAUCCAGGAGGUAAAGCUCCUUAACAACGACGAAAGUAUAGAGUUAUUCAAUAGAAAGGCAUUCCCUUCCUAUGUCCUCCAUGGCAGAGAUGAUCUGGAUAGCUUCAGAGAACUAGGCAAGGCCCUUGCAUUAAAAGGUAAUGGCUUGCCUCUUGCAAUUGUAGUCAUGGGAGGUUUCCUUUCAAAGAAUCUCAGGAUCACCGAGUGGAGAAGAAUGGUUGCCAGCAUAAACUGGGAUGCAAUGAAGAACGAGGGUGACAUCAGAGCCAUACUGGACCUAAGUUACUAUGAUCUGUCAAGUAAUCUGAAGGUGUGCUUUUUGUACAUCACAUCAUUCCCAGAAGACUAUGCAGUCCCGGUAGGCCUUCUUACAAAGUUGUGGAUUUCAGAGGGUUUCAUACCGAACGUGCGUGGACGCUCCCUUGAAGAAACUGCGCUCGGGUAUGUGGAAGAACUGGCCCAGCGCUGCUUGAUCCUAAUUGAAAAGAAGAGCUCCAGGUGCAUCAGGACCGUUAAGGUACAUGACGUGUUGCGCGACUGGGGAAUUGGGCGAGCUCGAAGAGAAGGGUUCUUGAAAGACUGCAGUUCCAGAGAUGAAGUGGAGACCUCAUAUUCCAAUGAAAUGAGAGCUUACAGAGUGGUUCUCUAUGACUCUGUUUGCGUGAAGGUCGGUGUUGCUAUGCCAAAUCUGCACACCUUGCUGAUCUUCAAUGCAGCUCGGCUAGAAAGGAACGUCUUCUCUUUCCGAGGCUUGAAUUACCUGCGGAUACUCUACUUUGAUGGCAUGAGAGGGAGAUGGCAGCUACCUGCAGAGAUCGGCCAGAUGGUACAUCUGAGGUACCUUGGCUUGAAAGGUGGCACAUAUGUACUUCCUGCUUCCGUCAGUAAUCUCACAAACUUGCAUACUUUUGAUGCAAGAGAUGCCGUAGUGGAAGCGCUCCCUAUUGAUCUCUUGAGCAUCUCGACACUGAAGCAUGUUCAUAUCUACAAGGUCGAGUCAUGGUCCGUGUGGAAGACUACCAUCCAGAGCAACCUGAAGUCUCUCUUCAUAUUCCUGGCAGCCAACACCCCAAAGCAAUGGGAAGGAGCAAUUGACAGAAUGGAAGAGAACCCCUCCUGGUGCUUUGGGAAGCACUACCGGAGCGUCAAACAGCUGGAAAUUGUCGGGGCGUGCGAGGACGAGUUCGGGGUGCCCAACGACCUGCAUCUUCCUGAUCUGCACCUCCUCCCGCACAACCUCAGACGGCUGAAAAUUAGUUGUCCUAAUCUGCUGAAUGAUGAAGACCCCAUGCCAUUACUUGGGAGCUGGCUGACGUUCCUGAAUGUGUUGGAAAUAGGGGUCAAGUCAUACACUGGCGCGACCAUGACCUGCCCUUCUGGUGGGUUUCCAGACCUGCACAAUUUGGUGCUCCACGAUCUGGAUAUCGAGGAGUGGAUAUUGGAGGAUGGUGCCAUGCCAAGGCUCAGGAUACUAACUCUCUGCAAGUGCACCAAGCUGAAGACACUUCCACAAGGAUUGCAGCAUCUGAAGGAACUUAAGAAGCUGAAAGUGAUAGCGAUGCCCGAGUUGGAUCAAGUAUUAUGCUACCUGCUCCACAAGGCCGGACGCGAGGUUGUCCUCAGGUCGAGUGAGGAGGACUUUGAGCAUGUACAGAUCCCCAAGUAUGACAUGUAAGGAGUGGACAAUGGGGAGCGGAAGCAAUUUAAAUUCACUGCCAUCUUACAUGCUGGGGCCUGGUGGAACGGAUAUCUUCGAAAGGUGUACAGGUCUCUCCUGCAAGCUACUGACCUGAUACCGACAAACUGUCAAUUGUGCUUAUAGGUUUAUGUCGCUACUAUUUGUUAUGUACUUAUAUAUGUGUAAACACAGUAUUUGAUACCCAGAGUAAAUGUGUAUACUGUGCAACUCCGAUGUACAUGACACGGUUUGUAAUCUGAAUAAAAAAAUAAAGGGCUGGGAGGAGAUGAGACACCCCGAAUUGCGGCCACGGAGUGCUCUGUUCUCACA
Messenger RNA from Aegilops tauschii subsp. strangulata, 3911 nucleotides. Its product is annotated as putative disease resistance protein At1g50180. Gene Ontology annotation, molecular function: ADP binding. NCBI's taxonomy places the organism in Eukaryota, Viridiplantae, Streptophyta, Magnoliopsida, Poales, Poaceae. The record is from RefSeq and is a predicted model, not a curated record. Gene Ontology annotation, biological process: defense response to other organism.